AUGGCAGACACCAAGUUACCGUGGGCCUCAAAGCCGAUUGAGAUUCACUGUGACAUGGGGGAGGCGUUUGGCAACUGGACCAUGGGCGACGAUACGGCCAUCAUGCCGCACAUCAACUCCUGCUCCAUCGCUUGCGGCUUCCACGCCGGCGACCCAAUGGUCAUGUACAAUACUAUCCGCGCCGCCAAGACGCACGGCAUUCGCAUCGGCGCCCACCCCUCCUUUCCAGACCUGCAGGGCUUUGGCCGGCGCGAGAUGAAGAUGGACCCCAAGGAGUGCGAGAACAUGGUCAUUUACCAGAUUGGCGCCCUCAAGGCCUUUCUCGAUAUUGAAGGGAUUCCCCUCUCUCAUGUCAGUCCACACGGAGCCCUCUACGGUGUCAUGUGCAAAGACGAGGUCAUCUGCAAAGCCGUCUGUGCCGCCUCCAAACGCUUCACAUCCGCAGACGGCGUGCCCGUGCCCAUGAUCGGCGCCGCCGGCACCUUCAUGGAGACGACGUGCCGCGACAUGGGCAUCCCCUUUGUGCAGGAAAUCAUCGCCGACCUCGAGUACGACCAGGACGGCGCGUGCAUCAUCUCGCGAACCCACGACGCGCCCGACCUGCGCGCCCUGGCCCGCCGCGUCGAGCGCGUCCUGCGCAGCGGCAAGAUCCCGUGCCACGGCGCCGAGGACCGGCUGGUCGACCUCGGGCUCGGCUCCGCCCCGCUCAGCCUCUGCAUCCACAGCGAUACGCCCGGUGCCGCGCAGGUGGCGGAUGUGGUCCGCGGUGUGGUGAAGAAGUUUAACGAGGAGAGAGGGCUGCUAUGA
Cordyceps fumosorosea ARSEF 2679 is the source of this 807-nucleotide messenger RNA. Its product is annotated as lactam utilization protein lamB. The coding region runs from base 1 to 807 and encodes 268 amino acids. The record is from RefSeq and is a predicted model, not a curated record. The transcript has 3 exons. Gene Ontology annotation, biological process: carbohydrate metabolic process. Lineage: Eukaryota; Fungi; Ascomycota; Sordariomycetes; Hypocreales; Cordycipitaceae.